Messenger RNA from Gastrolobium bilobum, 1577 nucleotides. Its product is annotated as methylthioribose kinase. The coding region runs from base 125 to 1378 and encodes 417 amino acids. The transcript is spliced from 6 exons. Lineage: Eukaryota; Viridiplantae; Streptophyta; Magnoliopsida; Fabales; Fabaceae. Gene Ontology annotation, molecular function: S-methyl-5-thioribose kinase activity. The record is from RefSeq and is a predicted model, not a curated record.
UAAAAUCCACCUAUGGUAGCGUCUCUCCUCCGAAAAGUAAAACGCAAUAGCUACAAAUAUUCCACAUUGGAGCACCAUUGCUAUUCUCCCUCUUUAAAACCCUACCACCACCACCACUGCUACAAUGGCUUUUUCCGAGUUCCGACCUCUCGAUGAGAAGACACUGAUCGAAUACAUAAAGUCUGUCCCUGCCAUCUCCUCCAAGCUAGGCAACAAAUUUGAUGACUUAUCUGUCAAAGAAGUUGGAGAUGGCAACCUUAACUUUGUCUACAUUAUCGUCAACUCCGCAGGUUCUAUUGUCAUCAAACAGGCUCUUCCGUAUAUUCGUUGCAUAGGGGAAUCAUGGCCAAUGACGAAGGAGAGAGCAUACUUUGAGUCGUUAGCGCUGAAAGAAGAAGGUCGCUUGUGCCCUGAGCAUGUUCCGGAAGUGUAUCACUUUGACCGUACCAUGUCUUUGAUCGGUAUGCGUUACGUGGAACCCCCACACAUAAUCCUCAGAAAAGGAUUGAUUGCUGGGGUUGUGUACCCUUUGCUGGCUGAGCACAUGGCUGAUUUCAUGGCAAAGACACUCUUCUUUACGUCUCUCCUUUUCCGCUCCACUACUGAGCACAAACGUGACGUUGGCGAAUUUUGUGGAAAUGUGGAGUUAUGCAGGCUCACUGAGCAGGUUGUUUUCUCUGACCCUUAUAAAGUUUCUGAAUAUAAUCGGUGGAAUUCCCCUUAUCUUGAUCAUGAUGCCGAGGCUGUUCGGAAGGACAAUCUACUGAAGCUUGAAGUUGCUGAGCUGAAAUCUAAGUUCUGUGAGAGGGCCCAGGCACUAAUACAUGGAGAUCUACACACUGGUUCUGUGAUGGUUACUCCUAAAUCAACUCAAGUUAUUGACCCAGAAUUUGCAUUUUAUGGACCAAUGGGUUUUGAUAUUGGAGCAUUCUUGGGAAACUUGAUUUUGGCUUUCUUUUCGCAAGAUGGACAUGCUAAUCAAGAAAAUGAUCGAAAAGCAUACAAGGAGUGGAUUCUUAAGACAAUUGAAGACACUUGGAAUCUUUUCUAUCAUAAAUUCACUGCACUUUGGGACGAGAACAGAAAUGGUUCUGGCGAGGCAUAUCUUCCGGCAAUCUAUGACAAUCCUGAGGUUCAGUUGCUUGUACAGAAGAAAUACAUGAGAGAUUUGUUUCAUGACAGUCUUGGUUUUGGUGCUGCCAAAAUGAUAAGGAGAAUAGUUGGUGUGGCACAUGUUGAGGAUUUUGAAUCAAUUGCUGAUGUUGGUAAACGGGCAACCUGCGAACGGCGGGCACUUGAUUUAGCUAAGAUGCUUCUCAAAGAAAGAAGAAAAUUUGAAGGCAUUACUGAAAUUGUUUCAGCUAUUCGGCAAUAUUAGCCAUCACAAGGUUUUGCUAUAUCACUAACUCCAUCAUGUAUCGUAUUUUCCAAUAUAUUACCUCUGAGAUUUCGGCUGUGUUGUACUACUAUAUAUAACUGUUUCUCUGUCAACAUUAUGUAUAAAAAGAAUAAAAUUUUCUGUCUCUUUUCCCUGGGAUUUGCCACUAAUAACAGUUUCUAAUAGUGUACUUCCGUCA